This is a messenger RNA of Jaculus jaculus (lesser Egyptian jerboa), 7699 nucleotides long. RefSeq names its product forkhead box N3 (gene Foxn3). The transcript is spliced from 7 exons. The coding region runs from base 200 to 1639 and encodes 479 amino acids. Gene Ontology annotation, molecular function: cis-regulatory region sequence-specific DNA binding; DNA-binding transcription factor activity. The record is from RefSeq and is a predicted model, not a curated record. NCBI's taxonomy places the organism in Eukaryota, Metazoa, Chordata, Mammalia, Rodentia, Dipodidae. Gene Ontology annotation, biological process: regulation of DNA-templated transcription. Gene Ontology annotation, cellular component: nucleus.
AAAAAAAAAAAAAAAGACAGUGGCCGUGAGGACCUCUGCUGCUUGACUGGAAUCUGGUCCUGCCUCUGCUCCUCUCCCCCCGCCGCCGGGAGCGUCGUCUCGGGGUCAUGGAGGCGCCCUCGUCUUUGCUGUGACCGCAGCUGGAGCAAUGCUGACCUCGAUUUCCUGGACCCAUUCUGACUCAGGAGCCUUCACGUAAAUGGGUCCAGUCAUGCCUGCCAGUAAGAAGCCAGAAAGCUCAGGAAUCAGUGUGUCCAGUGGACUGAGUCAGUGUUACCGGGGCAGCGGUUUCUCCAAGGCCCUCCAGGAAGACGAUGACCUCGACUUUCCUUUGCCUGACAUCAGAUUAGAAGAGGGGACCAUGGAAGAUGAAGAGCUGACCAACCUGAACUGGCUGCAUGAGAGCAAGAACUUGCUGAAGAGCUUUGGGGAGUCGGUCCUCAGGAGUGUCAGCCCCGUCCAGGACCUGGAUGAUGACACCCCACCAUCCCCUGCCCACUCGGACAUGCCCUAUGAUGCCAGGCAGAACCCCAACUGCAAGCCCCCCUAUUCCUUUAGCUGCCUCAUAUUUAUGGCCAUCGAGGACUCUCCAACCAAGCGUCUGCCAGUGAAGGAUAUCUACAACUGGAUCUUGGAACAUUUCCCGUAUUUUGCAAAUGCACCCACUGGGUGGAAGAACUCAGUGAGACAUAAUUUGUCCUUGAAUAAGUGUUUUAAGAAAGUGGACAAAGAGAGGAGUCAGAGUAUUGGGAAAGGGUCUUUGUGGUGCAUAGACCCAGAGUAUAGACAAAAUCUAAUUCAGGCUUUGAAAAAGACACCUUACCACCCACCUCCCACUCCUCAGGCAUAUCAAAGCACAUCAGGUCCACCCAUCUGGCCAGGCAGUACCUUCUUCAAGAGGAAUGGAGCCCUUCUGCAAGAUCCUGACAUUGAUGCCGCCGGCGCCAUGAUGCUUUUGAAUUCUCCCCCUGAGAUACAAGCAGGUUUUCCUUCAGGAGUGAUACAAAAUGGAGCGCGGGUUCUGAGCCGAGGGCUGUUUCCUGGCGUCCGGCCGUUGCCAAUCACUCCCAUUGGGGUGACCGCAGCCAUGAGGAAUGGCAUCACCAGUUGCCGGAUGAGGACUGAGAGUGAGCCGUCAUGUGGCUCCCCAGUGGUCAGCGGAGACCCCAAGGAGGACCACAACUACAGCAGUGCCAAGUCCUCCAACACCCGGAGCACCUCACCUGCCAGUGACUCCAUCUCCUCCUCCUCUUCCUCGGCUGAUGACCAUUACGAGUUUGCCACCAAGGGGAGCCAGGAGGGCAGUGAGGGCAGCUUCCAGAGCCACGAGAGCCACAGCGAGACAGAGGAGGAUGACAGAAAGCCCAGCCAGAAGGAGGCCAAGGAUGCCCUGGGGGACAGUGGGUACGCGUCGCAGCACAAGAAGCGCCAGCACUUCGCCAAGGCCAGAAAGGUCCCCAGCGAUACGCUGCCCCUCAAAAAGAGACGUACGGAAAAGCCUCCGGAGAGCGACGAUGAGGAGAUGAAAGAGGCAGCUGGGUCGCUCCUGCACUUGGCAGGGAUUCGGUCCUGUUUGAAUAACAUCACCAAUCGGACGGCAAAGGGACAGAAAGAGCAAAAGGAAACCACAAAAAAUUGAAAACAAGUCACUGAUUUGUUUUGAACUUAAGGCCAUUUGGUUUCAGCAUGUCAGGAGAUUUCUAAUGAUUUGUGGCAAUAUCAGCAAUUUUUUCUGUUUUUGUUUUUUCCUUUUGUUGGUUUGGUUUUCUUUUCUUUCCUCUUUUUUUAUUUGCCCCCCCUCUCUUUUGUUUUGGACCCUUAAGAAUUUUAUGUUUGAAGGAGAUUGAAGCCAUAGAACUCAUAUUGACACUCAGCUGUUUUACAAACGCUUUUCAUUAUCUGAAGACAAAACCGAGAAAAGCCAAAAUGACCAUUGCUUCCUGCAGCCUGUCAGAAGCCUGUGGCCGAAUCCACAGGGACGUCAUCGGGAAUGCCACAGGGAUACACAUGUGCCACUCACAAGGCACCCGUGUAAAGUCAUCAUUGUUCAGGCCCAACCCUUAGGUUUCAAAGGUCAGGAUUCCCCUCCAAGUGUACUCAGAGCGGAGUGCAUAAAGCACUCUGAGAAAUUCAAGAGUCCUGUGUCCACUAGGAGAGACCCACACCGUGGCCUUGGCACCUUGUUGUGCCAGGAACACCCUUGGCGUGGCCACACAGCAAGCACAGGGCUCAGCUAGCCAGUCCUCUGUGCUGCUUAACCUUGAGCCUGGUAUGUCUGUCUCAUCAAGUUGAACACUGGACUGUUUAGAAUCAUCAAGUAUAACUCAAAAAGAAAAGUGGGGUAAAUUCUCAGAGCUGUUGCUUAAUAAGUGAAUUCUAUUCUAUAUUUAAAAAAAAAAAGUUCCAAAAGCCAUAAGCCUGAAGGUUGGCCCUACACAUGCGUGAGCAAGUGCACCUGCAUGCACGCGCACACACACACAACACAAGAGCAAGCUGAUGGAGGAAACAGGCCAUGUCUUCUUAACUACCCAAGUGAAAAGCAAUCAUGUCCAAGAAAUGACAGUGGCUGUUCAGAAAGGAAAUAGUGGUGCAGAUUCUUUUCUGUCUAUCAACUAUCUGAUCCAAGUUGGGAGGGGGGAAGCCAUGGAAACUGCCAUUAAUAUUGUGUAUUUUUAAAAGGUUUAGAGCGCAUUGAUGGAACACAAAAACAGCCCCAAAACAAAAAAAAAUGAUGGCAAAUAAGAAAACUCCUAUACUGCCCUCCAAAAGGAGUUGACAAUUAAUGUCAAGACUCAUCUUUACAAAAAUCAGUGAUUUCCACAUUCAGCCAGUGUAGCCAGCAGAAAUUUCUGAUCCACAAUGCAUGGAUUCCUUUGAAGAAAAAAAAGAAAAAAAAAAAAAAGAAAAAGAAAAAAAAAUCACAAAAACAAACUUUUUUAAAUUCAGAAAUAACAAAGUUCUUGUAAGGUAAAUAAUGUAUUUAGCAUGAAGCAUGAAUUAUUUUCAUAUAAAUAUAGAAAAUAGAGAAAAGGCUAUGCCUCUAAUUUUUAAGCCCUUAGGCUUAGAGGUUCUUUUUUUUUUUUUCUCUCCCCCCCCUUUCCGUUUUUUUUUUUUUUUUCUUUAUUAUUUUGUUUUGGUUUUUUGAAGCAGGUGUUUAAGGUUUAACCUUCUUCAGGGACAAAUUCUGACUGUUGGGGAACUUACUCUGCAAUAUAAACAACAUCUUCAUGCUCUGGUCGGGCUCGAUGGUUGGACUCUGUACUGCCUUGUCUGCUCUCAGCCCUGACCCCUCUGAUUCUCUACUGAGGAGUGUGUCCUUCCUCUCUGUCUGUAUGUGUUUAACAUGACGCAAUAAUUUGAGGGCAAACUUAGUAGUGUGUAUGAUAGAAUCAAGAGAAUUAUGGGACGCUUACUUGAGAAAAAUCAUUACCAUGAUUUGGUUCUAGGAAAAAGGCAGUGAAUAAUUAUGCAAAUUAGCCAGAAGAAGGGGAAACAUGCUAAUGGGCCUUAUUGGGUGAGGGUAGGAGAUAGGAAACCUGUGAAGGAGGAAGCGAAACAGAGGUUAGGAGAGUCAGCCCCAGACAUUUUAUUGCAACAAUGCCAUUUCGCAGUAACGAGGAGGGGCUGGCUCUCUCUGCCACCUCAGUUACCACCCUGGAACUAAAACCACCUAGAUUGUGAGAGCUGAAUUUAGACAACCGGACCGUGUCACGCAGACCAGAAACUCCUGUUACCUUUGCCUAAAAAAUAAUAAUAAUAAUUUUUUUCCCUUGAGAUCCAAAGAGAAACCUCUGAAAGGAUAUGGUCUUCCACCUGAAUGGAAGGAAAUUUUAAAACACAAAAACACCCACUGCUAGUGGCUCAGGAUCUGAGGGGUUGGGCAAAGGAGGGAUCUAAGCCGAUUUGGAACUUCAGACAGAACAGCAGUGGGCCUGUAAAGACACACCCACCUGCUAGGAACAGGUGCCAUCUGGAACUGCAUCAGUCUUCGGGGUCGGGAUGGUUUUGAGUAUUCCUAGAACCAGCCCCUGGGCCUGGGCUCCUUGGGCUUGUUAGCUCAGGUCAGGCAGCAACGCAGGUGUGGCUUUGCAGUGCCCUGAUCCCUCUUUCUCCCCAAACAUCUGACACCCUAAAAGCCAUCCAAGCUAUGGAACCUGAGCCACAUGUUGAUAGUGUGAACCCAAAUGUCCAUCCCCACAUCCCUCCCCUCCCCAGCCCCCCAUCCCCAAGAUGAUCAAAUACAGACUUCUCCUGAAAGGCAGAGGUAAACGCUCAGCCCAGUUUCUGGCAGGGGACUUCUUCCAGUAAACACCCCCACAGUGGGCUGUCUCCCCUCAUUUCAGUUUUCUAAAGGAGCAAAGCCUCUUUUAGGAAGUAAUAAAAUGCAAUGUGUGUGAUUUACUUUUCUGAUCUCUUUGAGAACUAGAAACCUAUCUUAAUACAAGUGUGUUCUUAACUCCAGAACCACACUCUCUGCAUAAAUACCUCAUCGGGCAGCUUUCUAAGUGUGUUCUCCUGAGCCUCCCUUGGCACCUUCGUUGGAUCUUCUGGAAGACUUGUUGGGGAAACUUUAGUAAGGGUACUUUUUUCUAUUUUUCUUCUGUUUUUGGAGGCAUACACAUUAUGCAUAACCAAAACAGUGGCUCAAUUGUGUUUUAACUGUAUUUUGAUUGUUGAGGCAAAAACAAAGUAUCGAUGUAUAUGUGGCUGUUUGUAGCGAAAUCGUUGCAGAAUGAGGUUGUCUGUGUCCUUAAGCCAAGGGGCAGGAGGCACCCUCUCUUUCCCCCUCCUCCAAGAACAGUAGAGAAUUUAAGCACAAGCCUAUUUGUGAAAGAGUAUUUUGCUUGUCAUUCACCGUAGUCUCAGAAUUCCUUCUCAAAUGUCAGGUGUCCUCUUAGCUUUCAAAGUAGCCUAUGUAUCCAUUAGUCUGACAGAUCGCCUGAGCGUUGUCAAGGAGUGUGGUGUUCUUGCUUUCAUUUCUCCUGCAGGGAGAAGUGGCAGUCCGUGUGUCAUUCCAGUAUCUCACAUACUCACAUGGGGCGGGGCGGGGGGAGGGACCCGGGGAACUAUAGCAAUAUUUAAAGAUGCUUUGACAACAGCCGUGAAUACAUCAGCACCAUGCCAUCUACAAUUACUUGCUAUUGGCCCUCGGACACAUUUAAGAGAAAGAGACCAUAGCUCUUUCUUCUCAGAUGAAAUAAAUACACAUAGACAGUUAUUUUUAUCCUACUAUAAUUGUCUUUUAUCUAGUACUAUGUGGAAAGGGUUUGCAUCAUAGAUUUUUUUUCCCCCAGCCUUAUAAUCUACCACAAGCUCCUACUUGUCCCCUCCCCCCCCCCUUAAACAUUGUACUUUUGGGAGUUCUUUGGAAAAGCCGUCUAUCCAAAACUAAAAGUGAGCCACACUCACACUUAGAUGGUAUUGUGAGGAAACCAUGCCCAGGGAAGACUGUGGCCUGUUUGGAUCUUAGGGCUGAGUUUUGAAGGAGGAAUGGGUUGAGACCCUUUCUCAAGGAUAGAGUUUUCUUGUUGAGUCACUCGGUGAGUCUAGUGCUUACUGGCCAUAGCUGUUUCUACCACAGGGCAUUCUGGGAGAGAGGUGUCACAUUGAAUGGUGCCCAGAGAAGAGUGGCUGGCUUUGUCCUCACCUCACAGUCCAGUACAGCAGACUUGCUCAGACCACGUGCCAUUGAGUUUCAGUGGUGUUGCUCUGAGGCCUCUGGUCUUUCCCUGAAGGGCUCUUUGAUGUGGAGUCAGGGACAAGUAACCUGCAUGGGGUGGGGGGAGUUCCCAUAUGGUAUUAGAUUCAAUCCAAUGUGAUUUCUCUUUCCCUUUCAACUUUAUUCAGGUUGGGACUCAUUUCUUUCUGGUGGAUCACAGCUGCCCAGAUGUUGCGACUUACUUUUGUGUUUCUGUAGAGAAGUAUUUUUCUUUUACCUUCAGGAUUAUUAUUAUUAAUUUUUUUGCCACCAAAAGAAAACAUUGGAACUCUGUGUCCCCUCUUGAUUGUGACUUACCAGUGUUGACAGUUAAGUCCUUAGUGUCAUAGGUCCCAGCCCACCAGUACUAUAUCAAACACUGUUACGCACCUAACGCAGCACUGUGAUCUAAUUUAAAUAAUACUUUUUUAUUAUUUAUACUACUAUAUAUAAUAUACAUCAACACUUUUGCUAUAUAACCGAAGUGAUAAACCCCUUUUUAGUUACCUGCCCAACUCUAGACUUUGGUUUCUAUUGCAGUUAACACAGUUACAAAGUUGUAAUGGUGUCUUUUCUUUCUUCUUUUUUUUUUUCUUCCUUUGUAACGGAAUGUGUAAAUCAAAGUAUAUACAUUGUGUGGUUUUCCUGUUCCUUGGAAUUUCAUGAGGAUUUACACAUGGCAUUCAGUGUUCUGUACAGACCUGCCUACCUUUGUGAACUCAUCUGUUAAGCCCUCUUCCUCUGAGAGAGCGCCAGCCGCGGUGGCCAGCGCCCAGUGUCGCUCUCCUGCUGGGUAUUCUUGCGUGAAGCGCAGACUUGUCCACGCGGUUGCUUUAUCGUGAAUGAUGAGUGCGGCCAUGUCACUCUUCCACACUUCAGCAAACAAGUGCUAGCUUCACUGACCAAAAAAAUAAGGAAGGCAAACGCCGUUUCUCAAAGCGACCCACCUUUUCACGGCCGAGACCGGAUGAGUCCCAUGGUGCUGCAUCUGGCUGUGGAGCUGAGACCAAACCGACGUCACAGCUCGUUUCUGACUCACGUGAGCUCACGGUUACCCUUCCUGUUUUGUCAAUGUCGAAAUCAAGACUAUUUAUUUGGAAUCUGUACAGCAGUGAUUUUGCACUGUACUUCAUUUGCAAAAGUGGAGAACAGCCUUCUCUGCCCUUUUGCAAAUAAUUGAUAUUCCAUAUUGGAUUCUUAAAAGACUUCGAUAUGGUGAGUCUGUCAAACCCAGAAAUUACAUUUUAUCCUUUCAUGACAGGGGCCUGACUUCCCCCACUUCCCCUCCACCCCCCACUUAUUUUCUUUUAGAGGAAACAGCACACUGAGUUAUCGAAACAUUCACUGUUUCUUGAGUAUGUGUGAAGCCAUCCAAGGUCAUAGCUUCCUCGGUAACCAGUUCCACACCGUCAUUCUCACUGCUUAUACUGCCAUGGUGAAAAUGGGGAGGGAAAAGGUAUUGUGUGUCUGGGAAGCAUAUACACUUGUACAUUUUUAAUAUUCUCUGUAACAUUUCUGAGUUUUGUUUGUGUUUUUACAGAAAACAAAAACAGUGAUAAAGCAAUCAAAAAACCAAGAGGUUUAUGGUUGAUGUCAUAGGGUCACCUGACCUUCACUGGCCAAUAGACCUACAUGGCCAAAUUAAUUUACAAGAGUAAUAAUUUUUCAGAAGCCAAUUUUUUUUUCUGUAUUCUCCGUAUGAAACUGCCAAUAUCAUGAAUAGAAAGGGAGAACCAUACAGAAGAAAGCUAAUGAUGUUCAGUGGUGUUUGUGUUAACCUAAAGAGCGGUGUGGAGGCAGGCGCCCUCAGCCAAACUCGAGGGACUUGGUGAUGUUGCUUUGGAGGGAUCCAUACUGUAUUUUGCGUUCUUCAUAUGUAAUCAUAUUGCCAAAGACAAACUACUUCAUCAUUUAUUGUAAAUAACACUUCCCCAGACCUACCAUAAAGUUUCUGUGAUGUAUUGUCUUCCAGUUGCAAUAAAAAUUACUGAGUUGCAUCAA